GUUAUGAUGAUCCCACUAAGGAGUUGAACACUAAUUGUUAGAACAUGUCUGUGUUUAAAAAAAAUUAGGCCAGUGAUUAUAACCAUGCUGUUAAUAUCAUUUAUUGUUCAGAGCAUGUUUCAGUUGUGGGAAUCAGAUGAGACCCCGCUCUCCACACCAACCGCAAGAGACAGCCUUGACAAACUUUCUCUAACUGGGCAUGGGCAGCCACUACCUCCAGGUUUUCCAUCUCCUUUUCUAUUCCCUGAUGGAUUGUCCUCCAUAGAGACCCUUCUGACUAACAUCCAGGGUCUACUAAAGGUUGCUAUAGACAAUGCCAGAGCUCAAGAGAAACAAGUCCAACUGGAAAAGACAGAGCUGAAGAUGGAGCUCUUCAGGGAACGAGAACUGAGGGAAACACUUGAGAAACAGUUGGCUGUGGAGCAGAAAAAUAGAGGUAUCUUAAUAAAGCAAACAUAAAUACCUUGUAAUUUU
Meleagris gallopavo (turkey) is the source of this 474-nucleotide messenger RNA. NCBI's taxonomy places the organism in Eukaryota, Metazoa, Chordata, Aves, Galliformes, Phasianidae. The record is from RefSeq and is a predicted model, not a curated record.